Molecule: messenger RNA, 1782 nt
Organism: Babjeviella inositovora NRRL Y-12698
Lineage: Eukaryota; Fungi; Ascomycota; Pichiomycetes; Serinales
Gene: PRP39
Product: Prp39p
Exons: 3
Biological process (GO): RNA processing; mRNA 5'-splice site recognition
Cellular component (GO): U1 snRNP; commitment complex; U2-type prespliceosome
Molecular function (GO): protein binding
Source: RefSeq, a predicted model, not a curated record
UGGGACAAGUUGGUUGCCGCGACGGAGGAUAUCGCAUACAACCGGUUGGAUGAAGCUGAAACCAAGGAUCUGGCCGUCCAGGGGGCAUUCCGAGGGGUCUAUAUCGAUUUACUAACGAGAUAUCCCUUGUUAUACGUGUACUGGCAGAAGUACGCGGUGUUGGAGUACAAACUCAGUGGCACGGACGGCUCCAUCCGCGUGUUAUCACAGGCGGUGGAUGCCUUUCCGCACUCACUCGACCUCUGGGUAGAGUAUUUGGCCGCGCUAGUGGAAAACAAAGCGGAAGAGACGUUUAUUCGAGAAAUGUUCCGAAAGGCAGUGCAGUUCAACGGUCGGAAUUUUUUGUCGCAUCCGCUCUGGGACAAGUACAUCGAGUUUGAGCACACCCGAAACCCCGCCAGCGAUAACCCCUACUUGCUUGAGAUCUAUCUCCAGUUGGUGCGUAUUCCGUUGUACCAAUACGCACAGUACUACCAGAGUUUCCACGAGAUCAACAAAAACUUUUCCAUAUCACAAUUGUUUGGAGAGACGGAACUAGCAACGCUUUUGGCAAAACACGGUAAAACAGCUGAAUUGACGGUCGAAGAGAGGAGCGCGCUUAUUGACGACCACUUCCUAGGCGUGUUCACCACCACCCAACAGAGCGUGAGCGAGCGGUGGCCGUUUGAGGCGGAAAUCAAGACACCGUUCUUCAGCCUAGAGGCCCUCAGUGACACAGAGUUGACCAACUGGCAACAAUAUCUUGACUUUGAGAUCCAGUCGGCCUCGCCCCCAGCACAGGUCGUGGCUCUCUUUGAGCGAGCCUUGGUGCCAGCGGCUUCCUACCUGAAGCUCUGGAUGAAAUAUAUCAAGUGGCAUAUCGAGCACACUUCUGGCGAAACCGAAAAGAUCAGGAACGUGUACUUGCGAGCAUGCAACGUAUUUGUUCCGUUGGACGACUUUCCCAUCCGGCUCAACUACGCGGCGUUCCUCGAGAUGAGCCUGGACGACAAUGCCUUGAGCGCUUGUCAUUUAUUGUACCAAAAGCUCAUCAAACUCUCGCCCCAAAACGAUAUUUUGGUGCGAUACUUGCACUUUAUCACUCGCAACUACCCGGCGCAAGCUUACUUGUUCAUGAGCAAGGCCGUAGCGGCGUUCUUCCAGGAGGAGCCAGAGCUAAAGAAAACCAAAAAAGACAAAUUGCUGCCAGAGUUGCUGCCGUGGUUUGACAGCUUUACCGCAAUAGUCACCCUUAAAAUUUCCAAAACCGCGGUUAGGAAGGCCCGAACCGACGUCCGCAAGCUCUUUGAGAAGUACUACACCCACGAUACGUUAAAGUCGUCACCCCAGUUCUGGCUCUACUUCUUCGACUUUGAGCUCAAGUGCAAACACGUAUCAAACCUAUCUCAGAUUGUCUUCUUUGCUAAGAACGAAACUAUGUUACCAAAGAUAGUGAUUGACGAUAUGCUCACGGAGUACAGGGCCUUUUUGUUGAAGCAUGAUCCCGGCAACCGGGAGAUUAUCUUUCUGAAUGCCGACUCCGUAAACUCGCUCUUUGUGAACAAAUCGCUCCGUGCCGGCUCCGCCUUCUCUCCGCCUUCCCUGGGUGUGCUAUCUGAUGCUAAGAAAGAAGACGAACUAAACCUGAUGGUUUUGAAGCAGAACGGCCAUCCUGGUAUCACCAUUGACCAGAAACCUACAGUCACCAAUAAGUUACCGUGGGAGGAAUUUGCCUCUGGUGUGCGUGAGUUGCCGACGUUCAGAAACGUAGAGAAGGCUUCUCUUCCGAUUCAAUACCCUGUC